AUGGAGGACGCGCAUUCGUUCAUCUACGACUUUGGUGGUAUUCGCGGACAAGGUUACUUCGCCGUCUUCGACGGUCAUGCCGGCAAGCACGCAGCCGAAUGGUGCGGACACCACUUCCACGAACACCUCCUCGACAACCUCCGCAAAGCACCCGCCACGCCCGUCCCCGACCUCCUCAACGCGACCUUCCAUACCGUCGACCAGAAGCUGUCUGAACUCGCGGCGCAGGACGGGACGCACAGCGGGUGUACGGCUGUGACUUGUUUCCUUCGACUCGAGGAAGACGACGGUAAGCCUGCGGGCGAGGCGAGCGGUGUGAGCGGCGAAGUAGUCGAGGUGCGCGAGGGUGAGAAGGUCGAGGUGGAUGCCGAGGGCGCGCUGAAAGCCGCAAGAGGCGAGACUCAGGCGCUCAACGACGAGUCGAAGAAGGGUUUGGGCGGCGACGGAAGCGAGCCAGCGGACAAGGGUGGGUUGGGCGCGCGAACGGCUUCCGACAUCAAGAACAAGAUCAAGAACAUGCUCAAAGGUCACGGCAGCGGCAACUCGUUCGGCAACGAGUCUGCGCUUUCUACCUCUGCCGGUAACACUCCUCAGUCCUCGACGAACCCGUCACCCACGUCGACCCAGUCCACCCAGUCGACACAGUCGAGCGUCGCGACUCCCGACGUGUCUAUCUCGAAGCCGGCGGUCAAGAAGAAGGCGGCGAAGCGGACGCUGUACACGGCGAACGUGGGCGACGCACGGGCGGUCUUGUCGCGCGGCGGAAAGGCGGUCCGGUUGACGUACGAUCACAAGGGCUCGGACAUGAGGGAGGCGAAGCGGAUUUCGGACGCCGGCGGUUUCGUGCUCAACAACCGGGUCAACGGCGUCCUUGCGGUCACUCGCUCGCUCGGCGACUCGUCCAUGAAGGAGUUUGUCGUCGGCGCGCCCUUCACUACGGAGACUACGCUCGGCCCGGAGGACGACUACCUGAUCGUGGCUUGCGACGGCCUUUGGGACGUCUGCUCAGACCAAGAAGCCGUCGAUCUGAUCCACGACAUCGACGACCCGCAAGAGGCGUCGCAGAUACUGCUUGACCACGCGCUCAACCAAUUCUCAAGCGACAACUUGUCGAUUCUCGUCGUCAGAACCAAGCUGGGCACUUCGGCCGCCAAGGUGGACGGAUUUGUCGAAGGACCGCACCACGGCAGCGCUUCCGCUUAG
Molecule: messenger RNA, 1203 nt
Organism: Rhodotorula toruloides NP11
Lineage: Eukaryota; Fungi; Basidiomycota; Microbotryomycetes; Sporidiobolales; Sporidiobolaceae
Product: protein phosphatase 2c
Exons: 5
Coding region: 1-1203 (400 amino acids)
Biological process (GO): protein dephosphorylation
Molecular function (GO): protein serine/threonine phosphatase activity; cation binding
Source: RefSeq, a predicted model, not a curated record